UAGUUCCAUUUUGCGGGGAUUAUCAAUUCGUAUACCUAACUCCGCCUACAACCCCAUCCACUUCUCUCAAUUGCCGAAUCCUUAACUAGGGGUUUGCUGAACGAUGUCUUCCACCAAGAAAACUCAGAAAAUACGAACGAGAUCUGCGAAAUGACGGACUGUUCAUUAAGUGGCAGUUACGGUCACAAUAAUAAUCGAGAUCAUGGACUCUAGAGCGGUGUCCGAAGUCGCUAACCCGUCGCCGGCCGGAAGCACCACAAGCGUACCUAGGGGGAAAUUGCUUCUUCCCGCGAGCUGCGAGCCUCCGUUACCGAACGCGCCUAGGAAGCAGCUUGUAUGGAUUAUCUUCGGCGGCACGGGUCACAUGGGCCGCUCGCUCGUAAAAUGCGCGCUGGCACGGGGUGAUCGUGUCGCGGACGUGGGGCGGACCUUCGAGAGCACGCCGGAGGAGAUGGCGAGCCAGGGCGACGACAAUUGUCUCGGCCUGCUGUGCGAUGUCCGCGCCCGGCAGAGCGUGGCGCAGGUCGUCGAAAAGACUCUCGACCACUUCGGCCGUAUCGACGUGGUCGUCAAUUGCUCCGGCUACGGCGUCAUCGGCGCGUGCGAGGACCAGGACGAGCACGAGAUCCGCAACCAGUUCGAGACCAACUUCAUGGGCACCCUACACAUCAUCCAAGCCACGCUCCCUUACUUCCGCCAGCAGAACGGCGGGCGCUACCUCAUCUUCAGCUCGACGAGCGGCGCGCUCGGCGUGCCGGGCCUGGGUCCGUACUGCGCGACGAAGUACGCGGUGGAGGGCCUCAUCGAAGCGAUGCUGUACGAGAUCGACUCGUUCAACGUGAAAGCGACGCUCGUGGAGCCCGGGCUAGUGCGCCGCGACGAGCCGGACUCGCAGGAGAACCCGCUGCCGACGUGGGGCCACUUCCUGAUCAAGCCGGCGAGCGAGGCGUACGGGCACGCGACGUCGCCGGCGCUGCACGCGAAGCGCAUGGUCCAGUGGCUCGGGGACCGGCAGCCGACGAGCGCGGUCAAGUGCGCGGAGCUGGUCUGGCAGCUCGCGCACUGCUCGUACCCGCCGCUGCGGCUCGUGCUCGGCAGCUACGCCAUCGAGAGCAUCCGCGACCGCCUCCGCUCCGUCACCGAGGAGCUCGAGGACUGGAAGCAUUUGAAUUACCCGGCGGCGCCCAGCGAGGCCGAGGACGAGAAGAGGGAGAAGGAGAAAGGUGAGGAGGAGAAGGGCGAGAAGGACGAUGAGGAUGGGGAUGAGGCGGGCGAGGGGGUGGAGCAGAUGGAUACUACGUGAUUUAUUGUCUAGACUCUACCUACUAGGUACGAAGAGUCUACCUGGCUCAGAUGCUGGAUUAAAGAUGAUUUAGGUAUUGUCAUGGCGGCAUGGCACAGACUAGAAAUAUUUAAAUAUUCUAUGGCUACAUAGUAGUAUGGCUAUGAUAUGGGCUUUGACGAUGAAUCUAGACUACUGGACUGCUGGAUCAGAUCAUCCAAUUAGACGUAAAAGAAAAGAUCUUUGCAUUUUCAGGGGUUUGCAUGCUUCGCUCAUCCAUAUCAAGGAAGAGGAAAGAGACCCCGAUCCCGUCACGAUUCGGACGAGAAAUAAGGAGAAAUAAGC
Messenger RNA from Annulohypoxylon truncatum, 1627 nucleotides. Its product is annotated as NAD(P)-binding protein. NCBI's taxonomy places the organism in Eukaryota, Fungi, Ascomycota, Sordariomycetes, Xylariales, Hypoxylaceae. The transcript is spliced from 2 exons. The record is from RefSeq and is a predicted model, not a curated record. The coding region runs from base 203 to 1303 and encodes 366 amino acids.